This is a messenger RNA of Blumeria graminis f. sp. triticale, 327 nucleotides long. Lineage: Eukaryota; Fungi; Ascomycota; Leotiomycetes; Helotiales; Erysiphaceae. The record is from the annotation of a GenBank genome assembly.
AUGUACGCCUCAAGCGCCCCGCUUUUCGUAAUGGCCCUAUUCUUCGUCUCGGUCUUUACGGCCCCUCUUAACAUCAAUAUGGGCAACUAUUCACCAGCAAUGGUGGUCGGUGAUGGAGCGAUCGCAUUCCAUGGCGAUGGUCCAGGUGCUGCGGCUGUAGAAAAUGUAGAGGCGGCUUCUGCCGCGGAUUUUCAGCCAGUACAGGCAGCAGAGACCACUCCUGAUUCCGGAUUAGAAGGAUUAGGUCGAAAGUUAGUUAAAUUACCGGUUCGUUACCCCAUCUUUUCUCCAGUCAUUAAGAUAAAUAUGGCUAAGAUUUUUCCCUAG